AUGACUUCGAUGGCCUCUGACGACGGCUUUCACUCCAUCAUCGGUAUCAUGGAGUCAGCAGAACGGUCGCCUACGCCUACAACGACGAGCACAACCACACCCACGCCUACACCGACGCCUACGCCUGCACCCGCAUCAUCCACACAUCAUACCCCAGCAUCUGCAUCUGCAUCUGCUCCUGCUCCUGCUCCUGCUCCUGCUCCGGCACUUGCACCCGCACUCUCCCUCGACCCGUCUGUAAGCAAGGCCCGCAAAACACCUGCUCCUGCUCCUGCUCCUGCUCCGGCCCCGGCUCCCACUGCUCCUGCCGCUUCCUCGCCUGGCCCUACCGAGAACGCCCACCCUGCACCGUUGCGCAACCACUCGUUUGUUGGCCCGCGAGCACUCCACGCCAACCCUUCUUCCUCGACCUCUCCCCUCUCCUCGCGAGACGCAUCGCCCGCACGCCCAACCAAACGCGCCGCAGCCCCCGCAGGAAGCAACCCGAGGUCCGGCUUUCGUUCACCCAAGAGCAGCACCGAUGUGAGCCCCAGCCGCGUGUCCAGUCUUGCCGGUUCCAGUGCCAAGGCUCCCUCUGCUGUCUCGAUACAACGCGCCCUGUCGUCGACGAGCAUCCCAGAGCUCACUCCCACGUCUGCCGCAGACACCGCGAGGCCGCCCCGCCCUCUCAAGUCCGUCUGUGGCCCCAAUUCUGGCGACUCCACCCCUCACUGGCCCAUCUCGCCGCGUCUCAAGUCUCCACCCCCGACCGACGACGGCCGCUCUCGCUCCCGCGCCAACUCCCUGCGCUCCCAGAUCAGGAAGCCCGAGGCGCAAUCCACUCCCGCCAUUGUCGUACAGAGCUCCUCGCCAGCCUCCUUGGCCCGUUUCCCUGUCCGAGACGACGCUUCCGCCAGUGAGCCCGACGAGCCUGUGAUGAGCGCCAAAGGGCCGUCUCGUGGUGCCAGCGGUGCCGCCCCCAAGCUGGAGACGGUCCAGGAAUCCAGUCUGCCUGCCACGCCUGGUUUCGACGGUCUCGAUUCGCAAAUUCUUCUUCCCACAGCAUCUACACACAAGGCCUCCGACGAAGAGCGCAAUGACGUCAGCCCGUCCAAAGUCACAGAAGACCUCAGCACCAGACUCAACCACAACACCAAGAACGCCGCCGAGAGUGGGAGCGACAGUGCCACGAGAUCCGGCAGAAAAGGGAAGAUGCAGGAGAAACGAGCGGCUUCCACACAACGGCCUACCACCGUCUCCACGAAACCCUCUCUUUCGUCGCUUUCGACCAGGUCGCGCACGGAUCCGCCUCUGCGCAACAUGACGGUAGAGACGGAGACGGUCCCGUCAGUAGCACAGCCCACAAUCGGAAACCAGGACCGCUCGUUGUCCGGCCGGGUAGACGGAAGCCUGCGGCUCAAGCCCAGCAACGAAACGAUACGCCCCAAGAAGAAAAGGGAGCCUCCGAAGCGCAAAGCACCGUCUAUUAAUUCAGGCACUGGUAGGUCGCCGCACAUCUCGUAUCAUUACAGCACGCCGAGGCGGCCGCAAGUCGGCUCUCGCGCCAAGACGACAUCUUCACUGGGAAGUCCGCUCUCAUAUCGCUCAUAUGACGACCGACGGUCCUUGUUGACAGUGUCACCCCCGAGUCCAGAGAUGCGCAUGCUUUCUCCCCAACCCCCUGCCCUCAGAUAUUUUUAUUCGGCUACUAACGCUAGCCAUCGUAAAGCUUCCUCCAAGGCCGACGUCUUCGAGCAAAAGGUCGCAAGCGCCGUCGACGAGAACUCGUCCGACUCGGACGCGACCUUUAUUUACGAGUCGAACCCGCCCGAACAGCAGCCGCACCGAAGCCGUCAGCAUCACUCGCGGACGCCGAGCAUGACAUCGAUUACCAGUCUGGCGGACCCACGACUAGCCAUUCGUGACGCGCACAAGAAUCCGAACAAGAAGAGUAGCAUGAAGUUCACAAAUCCUUACAACAACCCGAGCAUCGAUGGAGAUGCCAUGGAUCGGGGCGAUGGUACGAUUCGCAUCGGGUCUGGACGAGCAGGCGGCGGCAGCCACCACCAUCACAUUGGAAGACACGGUCAAGGGCGUGGAGCGCUAAACCACCUGGUGAUGGACAGCGACUCCUCCAUGCCACAGUCGUCGCGUGCCCGUGGGCCGUCGUCACGACAGGUCUCGCAGCCCAAUAGCCCUCGCUUUCAUGCCUUCAACGUUGGCAACGGGCAUGGCAGCACUAACGGCAGCAAGAAACAUGGCGAAUAUUCAGCCGCUUACGACAUUGAUGUGGAGCACGUAGCCGAUGAUGAGCGGACGCCGCUGAUCCCAUCGGGCCGAAGCCCACGCGUUCGAACGCCGCGUCGAAGGAAUAGCGCUACGACACGCCACUUGGAACGUCGACAUCGGCAGAAUGGCGGAUGGUGUCGCAGGUUCGCGGGAUGCCUGGUGCUGUCGAUACUUUUGCUGGUUGUCAUCUUCAGCUCCGCCGGCCUGGUGUUUGCAACCACGAAGCCGCUUGUCGGCGUCGUGGUGGACAGUGUACGCAAUGUGGUUGCUAGUCAGGAGGAGAUUAUGUUUGAUCUCGUCGUGAAUGCCACCAAUCCCAACAUCAUUGGCGUCACCAUUGCUGAUAUGGAAGUGAGCAUAUUCGCAAAAAGCAAGCACGUUGGCACUGACAAGUGGUGGCGCGAGCAUGGAAACGGUCCACGAGGCAACGAAAGGGAUUGGCCACAUGUGGAUCCUCCUGUCCGUGAGAAUGGCGAGGAGAGGAGCGUUGCCGGCAUCGAUGAAGGGAACGAUCCAAUCGAUGGCGAGCUGCGCACGAUGCUGCUCGGCCGAAUUACCCACUUUGGCUCGCCAUUGACCUUUGAGGGAUCCUUCUUCCAACGCCACGUAGAACAGUCCACUGGAGAGAUACACCUAGUGAAACCUGGAAACAAGACAGAAGCCGGUGGCUCGGAUCGCUGGGAAGAAGUGCUACAAUACCCAUUUGAGCUCAUCGUACGAGGUAUAUUCAAGUACACGCUGCCUCUGAGCACAUCGGUCCAUUCCGUGUCGGUCACAGCGACCUACUAUUACGACCCCGACCAGGAGAAGAAGUUGGUUGACGGAGAGUUGGGGAGCAUAUCAGGGAAGAGGAGAAGCUUGCCACAACCUGUACCAUCAAUACCAUUGGGGAGAUACGGUCGCCGGACCACCAAGCAGUUGGAACCGCAAUGA
Plenodomus lingam JN3 is the source of this 3201-nucleotide messenger RNA. RefSeq lists its product as uncharacterized. Gene Ontology annotation, biological process: positive regulation of phosphatidylinositol biosynthetic process; protein localization to vacuolar membrane; vacuole inheritance. NCBI's taxonomy places the organism in Eukaryota, Fungi, Ascomycota, Dothideomycetes, Pleosporales, Leptosphaeriaceae. The record is from RefSeq and is a predicted model, not a curated record. Gene Ontology annotation, cellular component: PAS complex; fungal-type vacuole membrane.